AUGGCUUCUCGAAAGGUUGUUGUACGAGUUCUGGUCUAUGGAAAAGACAAAAGCCAUUUGGUUGAACAAUUGUUCAUUUUGGAAAAACUACUGGCACCAGACCCCACAUGUCAACCACCCAUCAGGUUGACUUCAUUAGGUCGCGACCACAACGAAGCUGCCCGAGGAGGAGCUCUCACACGCGGAGAGCUGCCCGGGGCGGGCUCGUGGCCAUGGCUAGACCUAAGCAUUUUGCAAGUUGGGUCAGGUUUAGGCCGGGCUGACCGGCUGACCGUCCCACUGGGAGCAUGUCGAGGAAGCGAGAAGUCCCACGGCUCCUUUCUGUCGAUAAAAAGUAGGGUUCUUGACACAUGGGCAUGCUAUGUUGCAACAAUCUGCCUUUUUAUAAGCAACAAUCUGCCUAAAUUGGUGUAUCAUAAGAUUGCCGUGAAGAGGCUCAAGAGUUGGAGCAACAAAGCUGAAAAAGAAUUUGCUGUCGAGGUGGAGAUUUUGGCACGAGUGAGGCACAAGAGCCUUUUAAGCUUGCGCGGAUAUUGUGCUGAAGGCCAGGAACGCUUGAUAGUCUAUGAUUAUAUGCCAAACCUGAGCAUACACUCUCAAAUUCAUGGACAGCACGCAGCAGAGUGCAAUCUCAGUUGGGAAAGAAGAAUGAAGAUCGCCGUCGAUUCUGCAGAAGGGAUCGCUUAUCUGCAUCACUAUGCGACACCGCAUAUCAUCCAUAGAGACGUCAAGGCGAGCAAUGUUCUCCUAGAUUCAAAUUUCCAAGCUCGGGUUGCUGACUUUGGGUUUGCCAAGCUAAUUCCAGAUGGUGCAACGCAUGUCACCACAAAGGUGAAAGGCACACUCGGUUAUCUCGCACCAGAGUAUGCAAUGCUUGGGAAGGCCUCUGAAAGCUGCGAUGUCUUCAGUUUCGGAAUUAUGCUCCUAGAGCUUGCCAGCGGGAAGAAGCCAGUUGAGAAGCUUAACCCCACCACGAAGAAAACCAUAACUGAGUGGGCUCUUCCUCUAGCUCGUGACAAAAAGUUCAAGGAAAUUGCUGAUCCAAAGCUCAAGGAUAACUUCGUCGAGGAUGAGCUGAAGCGAAUGGUGUUUGUUGGGCUCGCCUGUUCUCAGGACAAGCCAGAGCAGAGACCCAUAAUGUCUGAAGUCGUUGAGCUGCUCAAAGGAGAGUCUACUGAGAAGCUUUCCAACCUGGAGAACGAUGAUCUGUUCAAGCCUGAUAGCUCAUUCCAGAGCUCAUCCGGACCUGAUAGCUCAGACUGCGUCACUGAGGAGAGGAGUCCCAAAGCAGAUGCGAUAGAGGAGGCAGUUGAUUCAAGUGAGACAGUUCCCUCAGCAAGGUAG
Miscanthus lutarioriparius is the source of this 1344-nucleotide messenger RNA. Lineage: Eukaryota; Viridiplantae; Streptophyta; Magnoliopsida; Poales; Poaceae. The record is from the annotation of a GenBank genome assembly.